GGACAAGAUUGGAAGGGGGGGCGCAUCGGAGCCAGGUCGCCCCUCUCGCGCCGAUUCGAGCAGUUGAGCCCCAAUCCUUUGGCUCGGGUUAAGCAGCGAGGAGUUGCGAUUCGAUGUCCGAAGCGGCGACGCGGCAGUAAAGCCAAGGACAAGAAUAACUCGCCAUGCCGCGACGGGUUUACCAAUGAUUAUCGGGACUCUGAGUGAGCGAGAGCGAUAUGGAGCACAGUAUCCCGGCCGCACAGUUAUACUUUUGUUUCUUCGAGCAGCACGCUUUCAUGUUUGCCGAUUUUACCGGGAGCCGGUAGAAAGCCUAAAGCACACCGGCGCCGUCUCUGCGUGCGUGCCAGAGCGGGCUGCGGGACGCAUUGUAGACUGCCAUUGCCAAAGACACAAGACACAAAGAGGCAUUUCUGCCACCGUAUCGUACUGUAACACAUGUAUUCACGGGCCUCCGGUCGGAGAAUGGAUGCCGGCAAAAGGUCCGCCAACGCAUUCCAUCUUCCAACAGGUGGCGGCAAGCCCUUCCUCCCAAGGCGCAUUGGCCAAUGCGAGGCGCGGAAUGGCCAGAUGCGAUUUCGUCCGAAGAUCCUUCUACACCGUUAGCCCAGCAAAAAGGAAUGGCCGGUGCCUUAGCCGUGGUCGUUCCUUUCUGGGCGCAAUGUUUCGAAUGCAACGUCUCGACGUCUAGAAGGCUACCCCCCUACUAGGAGCAAUGGCUUGGGCCUAAACAAGACACUUGAACUGUGUGCUAGCUAGCAAAAAUAGGAGAAGUCGAAGCAACUCGCACUCGCGCUUGUGUCUGCUAAGCAUUCUGAGCAUCGAAUAGCAUUAG
This is a messenger RNA of Trichoderma harzianum CBS 226.95, 835 nucleotides long. RefSeq lists its product as hypothetical. Bases 185 to 691 code for a protein of 168 amino acids. The transcript has a single exon. The record is from RefSeq and is a predicted model, not a curated record. NCBI's taxonomy places the organism in Eukaryota, Fungi, Ascomycota, Sordariomycetes, Hypocreales, Hypocreaceae.